AUGGGGAUCAACACCGACAGCGUGCGGCAGAGACUCGAGUCAACGAUGUUCGUGAAGCUGAACUCGUCCGGCCAUCCGUAUGAGGAGCACUAUGUCGCCCAUAUCAAAAUAUGGGAGGCAGCGCAGGAUGGCAGAGGCAAGAAAUCAAGAUACGUCGUUUUGUCUCAGGCGAGCGAUGGAUCUGGCUUUAUUCACAAGGCGAAAUUCAACUGUAACGGUGCGUUCUCCGUCGGAAAGACGUGGAGGAUGGAGGAACUGCGUGAAGUUGAAGUAGUGAACUCGUUGGUGUUUGAGAUCACACCUAGCGCCACAACAUACCGUUGGCAAGCGGACAAUGCCCGAGACCAGACGAAAUUCAUCACCUCCCUCAUCAGACUGUUUCAAUUCGUUACAGGAGGCACAGUACCAUUGCGGCUGAUCGGGGUGAAGGAUCCGGAUGACCCUGCGUUGUGUAUGUAG
Messenger RNA from Fomitopsis serialis, 459 nucleotides. Its product is annotated as exocyst complex component SEC3 N-terminal PIP2 binding PH-domain-containing protein. Lineage: Eukaryota; Fungi; Basidiomycota; Agaricomycetes; Polyporales; Fomitopsidaceae. The coding region runs from base 1 to 459 and encodes 152 amino acids. The transcript is spliced from 3 exons. The record is from RefSeq and is a predicted model, not a curated record.